Molecule: messenger RNA, 2967 nt
Organism: Cladocopium goreaui
Lineage: Eukaryota; Dinophyceae; Suessiales; Symbiodiniaceae
Source: the annotation of a GenBank genome assembly
AUGAUGAAGGCUGCAACGAUUGGUCGCUCUUCAGAGUUUGGGGGAGGUUGGGAACCCCCUGGCAUGGUGUCGCGCAAGAUUGCGGCACUGCUGACUUCUGGAGGUCGACGUGCAGAUGACAAUAGCCAGCAGGUUUCUGAGAAUGUCAAGGCUGCAAUGGAAAACCUGAAAGUGCACGAGGAGCUUGCAGAGAAGACCGCAGCAUCAAAGCCACCUGUGCCGAGAGAGGAGAAAGGCAAGGUACCGCGCAUCUCCUCCAUGCCAGUGUUGUCCCUGUCUCAGGAUCCCACAGAGAGACGUGGAGAGACAACUGACAGAAUGAAGGUCAGUAGGAUUUCAGCCAUGUAUGCCCCACGUGGCUAUGUCACCCAGGCCGUGUGGCACAGUCCACAGCCACAGCUUGGAGCCACGGCCUGGUCCCGACCUGGGGAUGCUUCGCCCCCUGCCACUGCUCGCCUGGGGCCCUCGGGGCCCUUGGGGCCCUCGGGGCCCUCGGGGCCCUCGGGGCACUCCACCCCACCAGCUUCGGCGCGAGUGGUGACCGUGACGCCGCGAUGUGAGCUGAUCAGCUCCGUGGGCCCGGUCAGCCCAGUGGCCCCCGUGGGCUCGGGUCGCACCCUGUUGCAGACCUUGCAGCCAGGGCAUGUGAAUGGAAGGGUGGGUAAAGUUGUUUGGAAGACACCAGAGCAGGCGCACAAGGAGAUUCCGCAAAUCAAAAGUCCCGAGAUCCGUCUACCAGGUGAAGGCCGUUUGCUUCAAACAGCUCAAACCAUACAGACCACAGUUGUUGAGCCACCUCCCAAAGUGCAAUCCCCUUCAUCUUCUUGGCCAAGCAUGCCAGCUCCACAACCCGACCUGGCUCACUUGGCAUCGGUGGCAGCAGCGUCCUUAAGUGACACCUCAAGGACAGCCAAAGCGCCAGUGGAAGCCGUUUCAAUUCCACUGUCGCAGGUGGCUGCAGCAAAGUUGCCAUCUUCAGAAUCUUCCAUGUUGCGGGUUCUCUCCCCAAGUUGGGCAGGAGCACAAAGCACUGACACUGGUGAUGCACCUUCUCCUGAAGAGCUGCCUCCCUGGAGGCCCAGCAAAGUGAUUCCUCCCUUGGCGGAGCUGGAGGUGCCCCAAGUGCCUCAGUCCAUGUCUGAGUCGCCUGAAGCCAGGGAGAUUUGCUGGACCCCAUCCUUCAAAUCCUUGGUGGCUUGGCCCAGCCAUGAGUGCGAAGAGUUGGUUCACCAAGAGGUGCCAAAGGACCAAGGCCCUGAAAGCCCUGAGAGCCCUGAGAGCCCUGAAGGCCCUGAAGGCGCUGAAGGCCCUGAAGGCCCUGAAGGCCUUGGGCCUCAGCAAUCAGAGGAGCUGCCGGGAUCGACAGAUGCAAAGCCUAGUCGGAUUUCCAUGGCACCCACCGUGCAUGAUGCAGUUUGUGAGGAUGGCCUUCACUCAGAGGAGGAAAAGGAGGAAAGAUAUGCUGAGAUAGAAGAUGUUGAGCAGGCUCAGGAGUCACAGGCUACAGACAGCACUGAUGUCAAUGAGGCAGUACUCAGAGAAGUUUCUGAACUCCGUGCAGCACUUCAGAAAGAACGGGCAGAGAAAGAUGAAAUCGCGGCCUUGCAACAGCAAACAGCAGAGAAGCUCAACAGUUGUGAGGCAGAAAUGGCCCAGAUGGAGCAGGAGCUCAAAAAGUCGCGGGCAGAACGCGAUGCCUUGCGACGUCGACUUCAAGAGACUGCAGAGCAGCACGUGGAGCUCACGAAGAGGCUUCGUAAGCAACAGGAGCUUAGCAAGGCAUUGGACAAGGACCUGAACAAGGCUGAGGAAAAACGCCGAGAGCUUCAGAACAAGUUUGAACAGUUCCGCUUGGAGAUGGACCAGGCACAGAGUGCACUCAGUGAGUUGGAUUCCAGUGGUUCGCUUCAGAAUAGUCCAGAGAUGGUUCUUGAGCCCUCAGAAACCUUGGAGAUGGAGGAGGAAUUGCCCACAGCUGGUGGAUUGUUGCGGGAAUGGGCCACAGUGUACCAGGAGCAUCAGGACCCAGGUGGUGAAUCCAUGGCGCGAUUGCAGAAGCCUGGGCUGGUUGGACCACCACUGGGUCCACCACUCUCGACCAGCCGCAGCUGGGAGGCGGAGGCACCCAAGGUGGAUAGCACCUCAGGGGGCACCCAAAUAGCACAAGGCCUCCAAGGCCUCCAAGGCCUCCAAGGCCUCCAAGGCCUCCAAGGCCUCCAAGGUCAAGUGCCUCAGACACCCCAGGGUGGCUUGUCCAUGCGUGAUCUCUCCGAGAUCAAAGCUCUGAAGAAACCACCACCCCCAGUGCGAAUGCUCAUGGAGGUUUGUUGUGUCUUAUUUCAUAUCGAACCUGUGAAGUCCUUUGAUGAAAGGGCGCGAAAACGAAUUGACUACUGGGAGCCUGCACGGCGGUACUUGCUGUCAGAUCCCUUCUUGCUUUCCAAGCUGCGAUCCAAGUCAGACAUAGAGCCUGCGCAACGCGCAAAGAUCCAGAAGUAUUUCAAGGAUCCCAAUUUCACUUCAGAGCGUGUCUUGAAGUGCUCAAAGGCCGCCUAUGAACUUUAUGCAUGUGUCUCUUCGCUGGCAAAGGGUCCACGCGAAGGGCUGGAGUUGGAGCAAUCAAGACGAGUGCCAGCGGCGCAGCGAGUGCGGGCCAUGAGAGUACUAGAGCAGCAACCAGAUCCAUCGAAGAAUUCCACCGUGCACUGGGUACCGAAGGAGCCCUCACUGGCGCGAGACAGCCUCCAGCUUGCACUUUUGGCGCUGCAAGGGAAUUCAGAGUUUCGCCGACUUCAAGACAGUAGCGCUUAUUUGAGUUACAAUGCAAUGAUCAAGAAGCAGAACCUUGACAUCACAGAGGUGAUGAUGCGCGAUGCCAUGAUGGGCAAAGCAGCUAUGAUGGGGCCUGGCUGGGAUCCUCCUGGCGUCGUCUCCCGGAAGAUUGCAGAGAUCCUCACGCAGAAGUGA